UACGGCAUUAACAUUAGCAUAUUUAGUCGAAUAACCUCUAAGCAAUAAACCAGUUGUUUAGAAAAUCGCAAGCUCUAAUAUGUCUUCUGCAAUGAAACAUUCAAACUUAUCUACUGCUGCCAACAAUAAUUCAAAUAUUUUAUUAACGUCCACUCAAUCCGCUGAAUUCAAUAAUCAUCAAACGCAUCCGCAAUGCGAUCAUAUAAAAAGACCAAUGAACGCGUUUAUGGUAUGGUCGCGAGGACAACGACGUAAAAUGGCGCAGGAAAAUCCGAAAAUGCAUAAUUCAGAGAUAUCGAAACGUUUAGGAGCUGAAUGGAAGCUACUAACCGAAGAACAAAAACGUCCAUUUAUCGACGAAGCAAAACGCUUAAGAGCUUUACAUAUGAAAGAGCAUCCUGAUUAUAAAUAUAGACCGCGACGAAAGCCAAAAACGUUAAACAAAUCACCUGUGCCUGCGAAUCAAAAUUGCAACCAGAGCCAUAAGUCUUCACAAUUGAACUCCGGGUGUGCACAAAUUCAUCAACAACGCAACCAGCAAAACGGUUUAUAUCCAGGAAAUUCUCAAGCUUCGCCUACUUUAAAUGCUCAAAAAUACAGUUUUAAUUCACCAGUAGAGCUAUCACUAAAUAUGUCAACAAGAGUGCCCAGUGCUUUUCCACCGACACUAUCCCAUUAUCCUUUGGAUCCGACAUUUGCCUUAGAUCUUCAAGCUCGUCUUCAAGCUAUGUAUACGGGCAGCUUAUAUCAUCCUUGGCGCUAUUUUGGCUGCACACCUCUAAUCAGUCCCGAAGCACCGCCUUCUCCACCAAGCAGUAACGGUACAGGUAUAUCAUCAUACGGUUGUAUAAAAUCAACAAAAACAUCGCCUAUCUUAACAAUGCCUGCCCAGGUACCGCCAAAUAUAAUUUGACCCACUCCUCUACGAUAUGGAAACGGAGAGCCUGCCGUUUAGUAAAUCAGAAUUCCUGAUCUAUAGUUAAUUGUCGGAAUGCCAGUAUAAAAUCAUUUUAUUUUUUUUUUUUUCUUUUGUUACACAUAACUAUAUAAUAGAUAUAAGUUCGGUUCCGA
Messenger RNA from Glossina fuscipes, 1071 nucleotides. It is a transcript of the gene Sox21a, whose product is annotated as transcription factor Sox-21-B. Gene Ontology annotation, biological process: positive regulation of transcription by RNA polymerase II; cell differentiation; anatomical structure morphogenesis. The record is from RefSeq and is a predicted model, not a curated record. Gene Ontology annotation, molecular function: RNA polymerase II cis-regulatory region sequence-specific DNA binding; DNA-binding transcription factor activity, RNA polymerase II-specific. Bases 80 to 913 code for a protein of 277 amino acids. Lineage: Eukaryota; Metazoa; Arthropoda; Insecta; Diptera; Glossinidae. The transcript is spliced from 3 exons.